This is a messenger RNA of Oryctolagus cuniculus (rabbit), 1479 nucleotides long. The record is from RefSeq and is a predicted model, not a curated record. NCBI's taxonomy places the organism in Eukaryota, Metazoa, Chordata, Mammalia, Lagomorpha, Leporidae.
AUUUGCUUUUGGGAAUUGAACACUGAUUAGCAGUCCUAGAAAACUAGAAUGGAGCUGAUUGUUCUCAUAAAAUGGGAGAAGUGAAAUAGAAAUAGAUUUCAGAGUUUUAAAUGCAUUAGUAAUGGUUUCUCGUGCCUGACUGACUCUGUUGCCAAUCCAAGAGCUAAAUCAUAGGUUUGGUCUUUCUCAGAAAACCGUGAAAAGAAACUGAAAAAUUACUUGGCAAAUCAUGCAAAAAAAUGUGAUUUGUUUUGAAAUGAAUUCCUGAUCGAGAUUACUAGCCUAAUUACUGUUUUUGUGCCAGGGGUGGAACUUGAACAUAUAAGAGGUCUUCAAAACAUUCACAGAAAAUGUGUAUUAUGAAAAACUAUGCAUGUGUUUCAAAUUAUUCUGUGCCAAAAUGUUUGUCUCCUAAAAUAUUUGCACAUUUAUUUAUUAUUUGAAUGAUAAAGAAAGAAAGAGAAAGAUCUUCCAUCACUCUGCAAUCACCAGCAACAGCUGCAGUUGAAGCUAGAAGCUGAGAACAGAAUCUGGGUGUCCCACGUGGAUGGUACAAUACUUGGGCUAUCACCUGCCACCUAGGCAGAAUGAAGCCCGGAAAUACAUUCGCAAUUCGCGGAUGAUUGAUAUCCAGACCAAGAUGGCUGGGCGGGCCUUGGAGCUCCUUUAUCUGCCUGAGGGUCAGCCCUGUUUUCUGUUGGACAUUGGCUGCGGUUCUGGGCUGAGUGGCGAUUACCUCUCAAAUGAGGGGCACUACUGGGAGGGCAUCGACAUCAACCCUGCCAUGCUUGAUGCUGCCUUGGACCGAGAAACGCAGGGAGACCUGUUUCUGGGGGACAUGGGCCAGGGCAUCCCCUUCAAGUCAGGCUCCUUUGAUGGCUGCAUCAGCAUCUCUGCCGUCCAGUGGCUGUGCAAUUCUAACAAGUCCGACGUCCCGGCCAAGCGCCUCUUGUGCUUCUUUUCUUCUCUCUACUCCGUGCUUGUGCGUGGAGCCCGGGCUGCCCUGCAGCUGUACCCUGAGAACUCAGAGCAGCAGGAGCUGAUCACGACACAGGCCACGAGGGCCGGCUUCACUGGCGGUGUGGUGGUGGACUACCCCAACAGUACCAAAACCAAGAAGUUCUACCUCUGUGUGUUUUCUGGGCCCGUGACGGUUCUGCCAAAGGGCCUGAGUGAAAAUCCCGAUGAAGACGAAGCCAGUGAAUCCCAGUUCACCAACGCGAGGGUCCCCUUCAGGCUCGAGAGGCGGUCACUGGUGAGGAAGAGCCGAGCGUGGGCGCAGGCGGCAGGGCAAGGAGGUCAGACCUGACACACGGUACACCGGCCGCAAGUGCAAGCCCCGCUUCUGAGCAGCCGCCGCCAGCAGAGGCAUGGCUCUGGGGGGCCUCAGCCCCGGGCUGGACCACGUGGCCCCGGCAGGUUCCCUGUAUCGAAGUGCGGACUUCACUAGUUGACAAAGCAGUUAUUUUAGAAAACUUC